ACGUGACUUGUACAUAAACAAAGUGAGUCACGUGGUAGGGCUACAGGAGAAGCGCAGCAGAGCAACACUUCUUCAGUGACAGUGUAAUGUUUUGUUGUGGUGUUAUGGCAGCGGUAAAUUACAGGUUCAGCGUUAUUAGCUGAGAAUGUUGUCGGACACGACGUAAACUGCGCUGUCGUAUCCCGGUAAAAGCCCCGGCGCUAUGGCGUGUCCCCCGGAGAGCGAGGUGCGGGUGGUCGGGCCCUGCGAGUCGGGCGCUGAGGGGGCGAGAGCACAGGCCCGAGCAACCAGCCGACAGGAUCAGCCUUGUCCAGGGGCUGUGGCAGUCUCCCCGGCGACUGUGAUGGUGGAGUCGGUGGACGAUGCGGAGGGACUGUAUGUGGCUGUGGAGAGAUGUCCCCUGUGUAACACUGCGAGGCGCAGGCUAACCUGUGCCCGGUGUAUCAGAGCUGGAGACUUCGUGUACUUCGAUGGUAAAAAUCCCGAAAGAUACACAGAGAAACUGGAAAGGCUUCAGAAAAUGAAGAAGGAAAAGGAGAUUCUUCAGCAAAGAGUAAUCAAAACCAUGGACAAGAAGGUUCAGGCAGACCAGCUUAAGUGGAAGAUUAUGUCUUGUAAGAUGAAGAUUGGGCAACUAAAAGAGGCAAUCUGCAGUGGGAAUGAAGAAGUGAAGAGUGGCAAAGAUCUGUUGCUUCGCUCUCAAGAAGAAGGUCAGAGACUGCAGCGCCGAGCAAGUCGUCACCAGGAGAAGAGGGAUAAGAUAGAGCGUCAUAACCGUCGCCUGAGCGAGCUGUUAGAGAAAAGGAACAAAGAGCUGCAGAGCAGACUGGAGGCUCUGGCUGAGGUGCGGCGGGAUCACAUCCUGGAACUCACCACCUACAUUUUCCCCACACAGGAGGAGAAGCAGGGCAGCAGGUUUGAAGACCCGGCUGAAACUGCUGUAGCGGAGUAUGACUUUGCUCUCACAUCCAGCACUGUGAGUGAGUUAGCUGAGGCCCGACGAACAACGUACAUGUCUGGUCGUUGGAUCUGGGACGAUCAGAAUGGAGAGACAAGCAUCAGCAUCACUGGGCCCCAUGUCACACUGCCCAGUAAUGGAGACUGCUCAGCUUACUAUAACUGGGUAGAGGAGAAAAGCACUAAUCCUGGCCCAGAGCUGGAUCACAUCACUCCAGCACACACCAUUAGUGCAGCCCUCUGCUAUGCUACUCAACUUGUUAACAUUCUUUCUCAUAUUUUGGAUGUCAAUCUACCCAAAAAGCUGUGUAACAGUGAGUUCUGUGGUGAUAAUUUGAGUCGCUACAGAUUUACUCGUGCUGUUAACAAACUCAAUACCAACAUCCUACAUCUAUGCUUCUCCCAGCAUGUAGACAGUGAGCUUCUCCAUCCCCACCACACACUGAGAAAUAUCAUGUUUCUGGUCUCCCCUGAGAACAAGAACCUUGGCAGGACUGGACCAUUUGAAGUAAGUGCAGACUUGGAGGACUCUAUGGAAUUUUUGGAGCCUGAGGCAUCAGGUGCUACAGAGGAGAGUGGAGAUGAAGCUGUAACAGAUGAAGAGACGGACUUGGGCACAGACUGGGAAACUGUCCCUAGCCCUCGAUUCUGUGACAUCCCCUCUCAGCCCAUGGAUCUGUCUCAGAGCACAGCCAUGCAGGUCUCUCAGCCAGCAGGAAACGCAGGAGGCAUGAUCUCCUCUGCUGCUGCCUCGGUCACCUCCUGGUUCCGUGCCUAUACUGGCCAGCGCUGAGGCCAGUCUGGAAUGUUUUGCCUGCUGUAGCUAUGCAAACAAACUAUUUGUCUCUCCCUCUUUGUCAAAUCUUAUUAGAAAAAGUGAUUUUGUGACUUUGUCACUUGAUUGCAUGUCAAGAAUGACUGUGUGAUUGAAAAGAGGGAGGGAAAGAAUGCCAUUUCUAACCUUUUUAAAAGUAGAAAUAGGAUCUGGUGAAAUGUUUUGUUUAAAAGAAAACGCCUGACCUUUUGUAGCUCAUGCACAUUGUAGGAUCCCCACUAUUAUCCAGUCAGUAAUGUUUCUUUUUUCCUUCUAUUAAAAUUUUGAUAUUCUGAGGAGGCAUAACAAAAUGUCAUUUAUGAAUUAAGAGCAUGAUGCACUAUGUUUCACUUUAAUAGGCUUGAUUGCCUUGAUGUAAACAUUUUGUUUAUUGAAUAUAGCAGCAUAAACAACUUGCUGGAUUAGCUGGCAGUUACACCUAUCUCUAAUAUUGUUUUUAAAAUGAUAAAUUAUUUCUGCUGUGUUGUUUGAUAUGGAAUGCUCUUAAAACAACUGUCACAGUUGGUUAAACUAUUUAACAGUACAAAACAGUACAAGGUAUAAUGUCAGAGUCACCACUGGCAUUCUAGAUAGUGAGUUCAGGCUUUGGCUUGCUUAACAAUGAAAGUGCACCUUUUCACCAGUUAUUUAAAACCCAUUUGUAUCUUGCAAAUGUGUAAGGUGUUUGAGUAUGAAUAAAGGAGUGGAGAUUUUUUUGAUUAUA
Pangasianodon hypophthalmus (striped catfish) is the source of this 2495-nucleotide messenger RNA. RefSeq names its product autophagy related 14 (gene atg14). The transcript has 10 exons. The record is from RefSeq and is a predicted model, not a curated record. Gene Ontology annotation, biological process: autophagosome assembly; cellular response to starvation; mitophagy. The coding region runs from base 203 to 1750 and encodes 515 amino acids. Gene Ontology annotation, cellular component: extrinsic component of phagophore assembly site membrane; mitochondria-associated endoplasmic reticulum membrane contact site; phosphatidylinositol 3-kinase complex, class III. NCBI's taxonomy places the organism in Eukaryota, Metazoa, Chordata, Actinopteri, Siluriformes, Pangasiidae.